CAGAGGACACUAUGUGAGCAAGGUUAAUCUCAAUAUUUGGGAAUGUGGAAAAUAUUUUAAUGAUAUAAAUAGCCUUAAAUGCAUCCAUAAUUGGCGUUCGUUUUGUUUUGUUUGUCGUGAAAGAUUGACUGUCAUAAACAAGAUUACUAUGUUAUUAUAGUUAAUGUAGCUAUCUUCUUCAAGAUAAUUACCAGUAUCAACCGAUGGAAGAUUACAAGUUCCUUUUCAAAGUUGUCCUUGUUGGAAAUGCAGGUGUAGGAAAAACAUGUUUAGUUCGUCGUUUUACGCAGGGCCUUUUUCCACCUGGGCAAGGUGCUACUAUUGGUGUGGAUUUUAUGAUAAAAACUGUGGAAAUAGACAAUGAAAAGGUUAAAAUUUGGGAUACAGCAGGUCAAGAAAGAUUUCGUUCCAUCACCCAAAGUUAUUACCGGUCAGCUCAUGCAUUGAUAUUAGUUUAUGACAUUAGUUGUCAACCUACCUUUGAUUGCUUACCAGAUUGGCUGCGAGAAAUUGAAGAAUAUGCAAGUAAUAAAGUUCUUAGGGUACUUGUUGGAAAUAAAAUCGAUCGAGAAGACAGAGAGAUUCCUACACAUGUUGGGGAAGAUUUUGCCCAGAGACAUAGUAUGUACUAUUUGGAAACCUCAGCGAAAGAAGCAGAGAAUGUUGAGAAGUUAUUUAUGGAAAUUGCUGCAGAAUUGAUGGAGGCUUCAAGUUGGGUUGUAUCAUAUCCUAAAGGUUGGGAUACUAAUGCUUUGUACCUCAGUUCUGUGUACUUUCCUCUUUAUUGUUUAUAUUGA
Molecule: messenger RNA, 797 nt
Organism: Gryllus bimaculatus (two-spotted cricket)
Lineage: Eukaryota; Metazoa; Arthropoda; Insecta; Orthoptera; Gryllidae
Source: the annotation of a GenBank genome assembly